GAGGGCGUGUGAACUCUCUGUCUCCCAGUGUCUUCCAACUGCGUCCAGGAUCAUAACCUCAUUGUACUCCCUUUUUUUGAACUCCAGCCUUCCAAGCCAACAGAAGUUUGGGAUUUUCCUGAGAUGCCCUCUGAAUUUUUUUGCGCCGUGGAGUCAAAUCUGCUUUUGAUUGUUGCAAACUUAUCUUCCUUCCACAGCAUCUCCUUGGACUGAACUUCACCAUGUCUUUGUCUGGCAACAUCAUCGAGGAUUGUAGAAUUAUAGACUAUUUUGGGUUGGAAGGGACCUUAAAGAUCAUCCAGUUCCAACCCCCCCUGUGAUGGGCAGGGACAUGUUCGGGAUGACUGAACUCCCUGUCUCACAGUGUCUUCCAGCUGUGUCCAGGACCAUCCUCAAGCCUGGUGUUGACGUGUGUGUGUGGAGGACCCUUUGGGCUGCUGAGGACGCUUGGUCAACUUUGGGUGAUGCCGGACACCGCUUGCAAGAUCUGAAAGGAAACAAAGCCACGAUAACUAGGUGAUCUUUAAGAGCAGCUCUGGGAAGCACACGCAAAAUGAGCAGUGGAGGACAGUGCAGAAGACGCAAAGGGCCCUCAGUCUGAGCCACGAGGAUUUGAAGAUGUCUGCGUGCAGUGACUUUGUGGAACACAUUUGGAAGCCCGGCUCCUGCAAAAACUGCUUCAACCCAAAGAGUUCCCAUCGGCUGCAAACACCCCGAGAUGUGGGAGCUUGUGGUGUGCUCCUGAAUGGAGUUAGAACCAAGCCUGAGAGUUCUGCAUUGGAAGACGAACGUGUAAAUACCUCACCCUUCUCAAAGCCAACAAUUGCUGUGAAGCCAACUAUGAUAAACUCAGAUGUUUCUGACACGUGGGCGGAUGUGAAUAUGAAUGCAGAUCUGUCACAGGUCAGCUGGGGCAUGGUUUCUGGCAAACAUCUCCUUCUGAAAUCAGGAGAUGCACAGCGGAUCUGCCUCAACAAUUUUGGCAACAGUGGUGUGAGAAAGCCCUUCCUUCACAACCCGCCAAGUGACUGCUUGUCUUGCUGUCCUCCUAGCUACUCCAUGGUGGGCCUGCACAGCCUGGAGAGUCGAGUGGAGAGAAAUGUCUCCAUCCACAGCCUGGUGUUUGUGGAUGAGGUGGGCAAGCAGGAGGACAGAACCAAAGACAAGUUUGCCCUGCCACAUCAGGACCCCAGCCCUAAUCUCUCUGCCUUGGAAGAAAGAAGCACCUCAAGCUCCAGCAGAAACCCUUCUGCCCAAGCCAGAGAAGGAGCAGUGCUUCCCUUGGAGGGUGACUGUGGUCGCCUCUCCUCCAGCUUCGAAAGUGAAGGAGGUGAGUACUGUUCAAUCACGGACUGCCACAAAGAGCGCCCGGCCUCACAGGAGCCACGCUGCGUGGAGGGAAAUGGUGCCUGGUGCGAGAAGCAGAGCCCUGCUCUGUGCAGAUGGAGGCAGCAGAAUGCUCCUGAGAUUCCCAGGCCAAGUGAAAGGGCAGUGAAGCUCAAUGAAGAGGAGCGCAGGGCUGUGAACGUCGCCUUCUGCAUCACAAAAGACCAGAGUGAUCCUCUCCCCUAUACUGCGUGUUCAGAGAGGAGAAAGUUGGCUCUCCACGCUGACCCUGCUGUCCCCUCUGAGAGCACAGGGAGCAACAAGGCAGCUGUCUUUGCAUUGUCCCAUGACGAUGAGGACUUGCCUCUCCCCGUAGAGUCUUCUGUCACUGAGGGUUCAAACACUCCUCAACAGGCUUUGGUGGAGCCACAGUGCCCUCGCCUUGCUGAGCCAACCCGCGGUGAUCCCAUCUAUGCCGAGAGCACCAAGAGGAAGAAGGUGCAGCUGAAGGCUGUUGGCGGACAGGCAAAAGCAGAGAAGCUGCCCCGUGGCAUCACCAAGGAGCAAGCUGAUGGGAUGUGGAGGGAUGGUAGUUGGGCUCUGGGUGGUGAGAAGGAAUACCAGGACUCCACUAGCCAGGUGGCGGCAAAGAUAACUAUCAUGACCGCACACACAGAGGAUGAUCACAAGACAAUAUUCCUCAGCAGCCCUGACUCAGCAGUGGGAGUUCAGUGGCCGUGCAUGAGUCCCACCUCCCAUCCUGAAUUUGGGACUUCAUCACCUGCCAUUGAGCCUGGAGAGAUUUUUCAAGCACCUGGAAGUGAAAACAGCAUGAGAUUUCAUCUGGCAGCUCCUGCCAAGACUUCAGUUGCGGAGGGUCCAGCCAUUCCCCCAAAGAUGUCCAAAACCAGCCAGCUGGCCAGUGAGGGAAACCGUGUUCCCACAGUAAGCUCCCAUGUGUCAAAGUUUGGUGAUGAGAACAGCCACGAUGGAGCUGCCGUUCAGCUGCUGCCCAGGAGCUAUACUGAUACAGGUGCCUUUGGGGCAUCCCCUUCUCUGUGCACUCAUGUCAAUGGCGUCGCUGUGGAAGAGUCCAGCAGAAGCCUGACAGGCCCUUCCUGUGACAGGAGGCAGAAAUACUACACCCCAGCAUGGACCAAGCAGUGCCGGAUAGAGGAGGAGGAGGAGGAGCAAGAGGAGGUGGAGGAACAGGAGCUCUUAACCCACCCAUGGACAAUGGGAGCUAAGAAUGGAAAAGCUUGUGCCGACCUCGUGGGUGAAUGUCCAGUGCGGGAGAGCCAGACUGGGAUCAGCAAAUCAUUGUCUUUCUCCUUUGAUUUCCCUAAAGACAAGGACAGUGGUGUGGAGUUUGCACCACCGCCACCACCACCGAAGAAGCAGUCCAGGCACACUCUGAAAAUGAACUCGAAUAAUGCUGAGUUGGAGAGGGUCAGCAACAGCUCUGCUGAGAGCCUCAGCCCACCUUUCAGGAGCGUCCACGUCAGCUUCACAGCUGGAUCGACUGAUAGCCUCGACUCGGACACACAGACUGGCAGUGAUGGCAGGCACUCGUCUGAGCCGAACCACUCUCCCCCUCCAGCUGAGAGUCAAGUGUUUCCUCCUGUCCCUUUCCUUCCUGCCUCCAGUGAGGAUGGUCUCUCCUCUGCCCCCAGCUGUCCACCCCCUCUGCCUCAGAAGAAGACAGUGAGCAGAACGGUGUCCUCCCCAGAUGGCUUUUUUGGGGGACAGGCAUCUACAGGCACAGCAAUCGGUGCUGCCAGCCCUAGGCUGAACGUCAGCCACUCCGAGAGCAAUGUCUGCCUCCGAGAGGCAGACAUCCACCUGGCCAGCCUGGGAGGCCGCCCUGGCGCUUUCUCCUCCUCUGAGUCUCUGGAGAAAGUCUCCAAAGGAAACAGCUACUGGGGCUCAGCCACUGCUAAGAGCACAGGGGCUUGCAUCCCCAGCAGAAACCCGCAGUCCCUUUCCUCCUCGCAGCUUAGUGUAUCUAGCCAGGUGUCAUCGGGCUCCAGUCUCCAGCUCCACAACCUCCUGAGCAACAUCGACAGCAAAGAGGGAGUGUAUGCCAAACUUGGGGCCCUCUACGCUGAGUCCUUGCGCCGCCUGGUUGCCAAGUGUGAGGACUGCUUCAUGCGGGAGCAGAAGAACGAGCUGCACUUCAGCGAGAACAAUUGGUCACUCUUCAAGCUGGCAUGCAACAAACCCUGCUGCGAUUCAGGGGAUGCAAUAUAUUACUGUGCCACCUGCUCCAAGGACCCUUCUACCACCUAUGCUGUGAAGAUUUGUAAAACCCAGGAGUCCAAGGUGGCUGCUUCAUACUGCAGCCCUGCAGUGCCAGUCCACUUCAACAUCCAGCAGGACUGUGGGCAUUUUGUGGCCACUGUCCCCUCUAGUAUGCUGCUGGCCUCGGACGUGGGGAAAAGCAUGCCUGGGGAUGGCCUCCAUCACUCCCGCACUGCCAGCGAGCAUGACUGUGUGGUGGUAAUUACCCGGGAGGUGCCAAGCCAGACCACUGCUGACUUCGUGAGGGACUCGGUGAUGUUGCACCAAGCCAAGCCAGAGCUGUACGAACGUCGUGUUUGCUUCUUGCUCCUCCAGCUCUGCAAUGGCUUGGAGCAUCUCAAAGAGCAUGGCAUCAUCCAUCGUGACCUGUGCCUGGAGAACCUCCUGCUUGUCCCCUGCAAGCCCCCCAUGAGCUGUGUGAAAGCCAAAGAUGACAAACACUUACCCCGCCUCAUCAUCAGCAAUUUUUUGAAAGCCAAGCAGAAGCCAGGAACUGGAGACUCCAAACUGAAGAAGAGUCAGGCCCGGCUGGCCCCGGAGAUCGUAUCGGCUUCUCAGUACAAGAAGUUUGAUGAGUUUCAGACUGGUAUUCUCAUCUACGAGCUACUGCACCAGCCCAACCCCUUUGAGGAGAAGGUCCACCUCAGGGAGCAGGAUUACAGCCCUCAGGACCUUCCUGCUCUGCCCAGCCUGUCCAUCUACUCCCGGGGGCUCCAGCAGCUGGCUCACCUGCUGCUGGAAGCAGAUCCCAUUAAGCGCGUGCGGAUCACUGAGGCCAAGCGGAUGCUGCAGUGUCUGCUUUGGGGACCCCGGAAAGACCUCACGGAGCAGCCCCUCAGCCACGAGGAAGCACUCCGACGGGUGCUUCAGAACUGGGUGGACAUGAAGCGUGCCCUGCUCAUGAUGAAGUUUGCGGAGAGGGCUGUGGAUGCAGAGCGGAGCAUUGAACUGGAGGACUGGCUGUGCUGCCAGUACUUGGCAUCUGCUGAGCCGGCAUCCCUCUCACACACAUUAAAACUGCUGCAGCUGCUCUGACCUUGGACGUGUCUGAGGCAGCUGAAGGCUCCCAGCUGCCUUGCAGCUAAAGGUACCCAGUCCCUUUAUAGGCAAGAGGUUUGACUCUCAGCUGCACAUGCACAUUCAGCUCCUGCCCUGCACUCCUAUCAGAGUGUACAAGACAUGUUUAGUACCUUCAGCACUGUUAAUUUGUGAGCAGCCACAACUGGGGACCUACCCCUAUUCUGGGGAGUUUUUAUUUUCUGUUUUUUUGGUAUGGUAAGUCUGUGAACUAAUAAACUCCUGCCUGCCUGUGUGCAUGUUCCUAAUGAACUCAAUGCAUUUGAGUCGAUUUCUGUGCCUGUGGGACAGGCCUUUGAUCCUUACCCUCUCCUAAAGCAUCAGAGCCUCUGCCUCGAAACACCGUGACUCUCCAGAGUGGGUGGCAGGGAUGAACGGUUGGCUGCUUCUCCUGGGAAGCAAGAACAAUCCACAUAAUGAUCCUUUGCAAGGGAGAAUGAAGAGGGGCUUUCAAAUUCACGUCCUUUGUGGGUUUUUGUGUCCAUUUUGCUUCUUGCUGUAAAAAACAAAAGUUACUGCUUGUUUCUGUAUAUCAGCUGUAUUUUCCACUGUGGGCUAUUCAGUAUCAGCUGCCUACUACCUUCAUUAGAUACUAAUAUAGCAUUGCUUUCCUGUCUAGUGGUGCAGCUGUGCAGGCUGCUGAUUGUAAAAGGGUGAGAGAGAGCCCAGGAUGGGUCUGUUCAUGAUGAUGAUGCUGCAUGCUGGGAAUUACCCGUUGUAAAGUUAAUGACACGGAAAAUCCCCAAUUCACCUACAAGGCUUUGUGGUGGGAAGUCAGGGCCAGGUUGCUUUGCCUUCCCCAUCCCUCCAGCUCCUUCCCUUCACCUGGUAAUUCACCUGUCCCUUGUGUCUAGCAUUUAUUUAACCCCUUUAUCAAGAGAUUAGCUGGCAUGUAGAAUGCCAGGGCCACUGGCCUGUUGUCUGGGAGACUCUUAUUGCUGCUGGAGUUUUAAUGGGAAAUGUGUAGGGCUGAGUGCACUAUGAACAUGCUCCUCCAACAAAUGCAAUGCAAGGGCAGCAUGAUGGAAUAGGGAGAAGCUGGCCUGGCUCCCUCCAGCCCCUUUUCCUCCCUCCAUCCAUACAUAUAGCAGCCACCCAUCUUGCUGGAGAGACCAUGCUGCUGUUCAGAAAAAAUGAUUUUCCAAAAGGUUGUGGGCUGCUUUUAAUCUCCUCCACCCCAACACAAGGCAGAGAUGAGCUGCCCUGCUCCUGGCACUAGUUCUGCAGCCCUUGGAAAGGGGUUGAGUUUGGGGCACAGCAUGAGACUAGCUGAGCUACACCUCUCCCAGCUCAAAACAGGGAGAAAUGCAUGCGCACUUUCCU
Messenger RNA from Cuculus canorus (common cuckoo), 6027 nucleotides. It is a transcript of the gene PRAG1, whose product is annotated as PEAK1 related, kinase-activating pseudokinase 1. Gene Ontology annotation, biological process: protein phosphorylation. Bases 619 to 4662 code for a protein of 1347 amino acids. Gene Ontology annotation, molecular function: protein kinase activity; ATP binding. The record is from RefSeq and is a predicted model, not a curated record. The transcript is spliced from 7 exons. Lineage: Eukaryota; Metazoa; Chordata; Aves; Cuculiformes; Cuculidae.